AUGAGCGACGACCCGAAUGGAACACGUUGGUCGAAGUCCGAUAACAAUAUCGGCAAAUCGAUGCUGAGGCGCUCCGGCUGGACGGAGGGCAGCGGCCUGGGGAAGAGCCAGGAAGGCGUGACGAGCCACAUCAAGACACGGCGGAAGGAUGGCGUGAUGGGAGUUGGCUACGAGGGCGGCGUGCAGGAAGCAUGGAGCGCGCAGUCGGUGGGGUUUGCCGAUGUGCUCUCAAGAAUAAAGAAUGCCGUCGCCGCGGGAUCCUCCGACUGCGGGGAAGGGAGGGAUGCCGAUGAGGAAAAUGAAACCCCUGGCCCGAGUGGUGGGCGGCAUGUCUGCAUGUAUUCCAAACGGCACGCGCUAAAGACGGAGCUGCUGAGGUCGAAGAGUGGGGUGUUGUCGUCGGAGAUUCUUGGCAGCGCCAGCUCCUCUCGCAAGCGAACGCGUAAUGGUGACAACGAGAGCGAGGAGGAUGCCGCCCUCUUAUCGACACUCCGGUCCCCUUUGUUGCAGCGCGUGAUGGUCCGCAUGCCGAGGCACGAGCCGAAGGCGUUAACGAAGGAAGACACGAAUGAGAUUGAAACGGUCCGCAUCACAAAGCCGCAGCCGCGACCGCCGAAGUGCACCGAUACGCCAUUUCUUGCAACAACCGAGUAG
This is a messenger RNA of Trypanosoma cruzi, 654 nucleotides long. RefSeq lists its product as uncharacterized. NCBI's taxonomy places the organism in Eukaryota, Euglenozoa, Kinetoplastea, Trypanosomatida, Trypanosomatidae. Bases 1 to 654 code for a protein of 217 amino acids. The record is from RefSeq and is a predicted model, not a curated record. The transcript has a single exon. Gene Ontology annotation, molecular function: nucleic acid binding.